UCGCCCACCUCGCCCACCUCGCCCACCUCGCCCACCUCGCCCACCUCGCCCACCUCGCCCACCUCGCCGGGUCACCAGCACCAGCCGCCACUUAUCGUCGUCAAGUCGCGGACCUGUUCGCCGCCGUCGCCGUCCGAGUCCUCUUCCUUGUCGGGAUCCAGCACCGAGACGGAAAUGUCUGAUCGUACAGAGAAGCGUGAAGGGGGCUCGAGCGGGAAGAGCGGGAGCUCGAAGGGGAAUUCCAAGUCGGGGAGUGUGAAGACGGGGGGGAAGAAGGCUCAGAAGGAUGAUUGGAGUGGGGUGAAUGAGCCGGAUGAGAGGAGGAGGAUUCAGAAUCGGUUGGCGCAGAGGAAGUUUCGUAUGUCCCCAUAUUUCUUUACAUUUUAUCUUUGUAGGGGAGAAUGACACUAACAAUUACUUUCCCACAGGCGAAAAAGCAAAAGACCAAAAAGAAUCGCGCGACCGCGACGCAGAGAACCAACUCCACGCGGGCUACUCCUACACCAGCCCCGACCCUGACGACCUCGGUCUCGAGUCCGAGCUCUCCGGCCUGCCCUGGGGCGGACCGAGCAUGCGCCAUAUCGUCGAGCGGGGCAAGGCGACGCAGGGAGGCUCGAGGCAGGGGAGUCGCGAUUAUAGUCUCUAUGAGUAUGAGACUGGGAGGGGGGUGAGCGGGAAUAGUCGUGGGAGCGAUUCGAGAUAG
Molecule: messenger RNA, 703 nt
Organism: Pseudogymnoascus destructans
Lineage: Eukaryota; Fungi; Ascomycota; Leotiomycetes; Thelebolales; Thelebolaceae
Exons: 1
Coding region: 305-703 (132 amino acids)
Source: RefSeq, a predicted model, not a curated record